Messenger RNA from Micromonas commoda, 861 nucleotides. RefSeq lists its product with no specific name. The record is from RefSeq and is a predicted model, not a curated record. The coding region runs from base 1 to 861 and encodes 286 amino acids. The transcript has a single exon. Lineage: Eukaryota; Viridiplantae; Chlorophyta; Mamiellophyceae; Mamiellales; Mamiellaceae.
AUGGCCGCUACCGCGACCUGCUCGACCCGAGUAUCAACCGUCCUGGCGGCGACUGCGCGCCGCCUGGAUCAGUAUCGACGCGGCCCGUCCGUCGUAUCCGCCGUGUCCCGACCGGACCGCCACGAUUCGACCGUCGACGCGUCGAGAUGGAGCAGACGUGGCGCCCUUUUCUCGAUGGUUGGCACCGCAGCGUGGGCGCGAUCCCCCCGGCCCGCGCUAGCCGAGCCGUCCGCCGAGGGCGUGGGUAAGCCCCUCAGGCCCUUGAAAGAGUAUCGCACCGCCCUCGAUGGCGCCGUCUCGGAGCUCGACGCCGUCUGCGCCGAGCUGAGGGCAGCGGCGGGAUCGACCUCAUCGGUGGACGAGUUCGACGUUCCAGCCUACGCCGCUCCCCUGGAUGCGGUCACCAGGGCGUCCAUCGCGCAUCGCCUGCACGUGGACGAGCUCGGCGCUUUUUGGGUCACGUCGCGGGGCACGGACAGGUACAUGGCCGGGGAACGAUCCCCGUUCGCGCGAGACAGAGAGGAUCUCUGGAAGCUCCUCCCCGAGAAGUCCGGUCCGCUCGGCAAGCUGCUCCAGCCGGACUUUGACAACCCCGACGACCCGCUCUGUCUGAUUUACUCGUGCGUCAACGACCCGCGCGCGCCGCCGUCCAUCGACGUGCUCUACUCCCUCAAGCUGCUGGACGAGGGUUUGAACACCGAGGGCGUCACCGCGGUUGGCUUGCUGUCCAACGCGGAGGACUGCGCGGAUAAGGCGCGGCGGUACGUGAAACUGGUGGACGAGACGGCGGACGGGUCGCUUCGGGACGAGGGGUGGAGGAACCCGGCCAAGUCGAGCAGUUGGCACCGGGUCGGGAUCUGA